Molecule: messenger RNA, 3789 nt
Organism: Caenorhabditis bovis
Lineage: Eukaryota; Metazoa; Nematoda; Chromadorea; Rhabditida; Rhabditidae
Source: the annotation of a GenBank genome assembly
AUGAAGGUUCAUUCGGACAAAAAUUUCUCCUUGGAUACAGCCAUUGAAAGGAAGCCAACGUCGAAGAAGGGAUCGGGAUGGGAUGUGUUUCGUUAUUCCGAUUGGAAAGAUUGGUUGCUUUUUUGCGGUGGUAUUAUUCUCAGUAUUCUCAGUGGUGCACUCAUGCCAUUUAACAGUCUUAUAUUUGAAGGAAUUACAAAUGUGCUGAUGGAAGGAGAAGCUCAGUAUCAGAAUGGAACAUUUGAUCUGCCUUGGUUUAGCUCAGAGAUUUCGUAUUAUUGCUUGAACUAUUUUUAUCUAGGAGUAGCCCUUUUUAUUUGCUCCUAUUGCUCAAAUGCAUGUUUCUAUACCAUGUGCGAACGAAGAAUUCAUACGAUUCGAAAACAUUAUCUCCGCUCUGUUCUUCGGCAAGAUGCCCGCUGGUUUGACAGCCAAACAACAGGAGGUUUAACGCAAAAAAUGAGCAGUGGAAUUGAAAAGAUCAAGGAUGGUAUUGGAGACAAAGUCGGUGUCAUUGUUUCAGGAGUAGCAACGUUUGUAAGCGGUGUUUCGUUAGGUUUCUAUAUGUGCUGGCAAUUAACAUUAUUGAUUCUGGUCACGGUUCCCCCUCAAUUAAUUUCCAUGUAUCUGUCAGCAAAUUAUUUAUCUCGAGCCACUAAACAUGAAAUGAGUGCUUAUAACAGUGCGGGUGGAAUGGCGAACGAGGUAAUUUCUGGAAUCCGAACCGUUAUGGCAUUCAACGCACAGCCAUUUGAAAUAAACAGAUACUCACAGAAAUUGGAUGAAGCUCGACGAAUGGGAAUACGUAAAGCAGUGGUUUUGGGAAUUUGUAGCUCUGUCCCUCUGGUUUUAAUUUUUGGUGCAAUGGCUGUCGCAUUUUGGUAUGGAGCAACGCUUGUUGCCGCUGGAGUUGUCAGCGCUGGCUCAAUUUUUGGAGUUUUCUGGGCGGUUCUAAUUGGAACUCGUCGUGUUGGUGAAGCAGCACCCCAUAUGGGAGCCAUCACUGGAGCACGACUUGCUCUUCGUGAAAUAUUCACUAUUAUUGAUCACGUGCCGGAAAUUGAUUGCAUGAAUCCGCACGGAAGAAGGCCGGAAGAGAUUGAAGGAAAGUUGGUGUUCGAAAACAUCGAAUUCACAUAUCCAUCAAGACCUGAUGUCAAAAUUCUGAAAGGUGUCAGUUUUGAAGUGAACCCUGGUGAAACUGUGGCACUUGUUGGUCAUUCCGGAUGCGGAAAAUCCACAAGUAUUGGCCUACUUAUGAGAUUCUACGAGCAACAAGCUGGUGUGAUAAAACUUGAUGGAAUUCCAAUUCGUGACUACAAUAUUCAAUGGUUGCGUGAAACAAUUGGAAUUGUCCAACAGGAAUCGAUCAUCUUUGUAGCGACAGUUGCCGAAAAUAUCAGAAUGGGAGACGAGAAAAUUACUGAUGAUGACAUUUUGAAUGCCUGUCAAAUGGCUAAUGCUCAUGAAUUCAUCACCAAACUUAGUGAUGGGUAUGACACAGUUAUUGGUGCUGGAGCGGUUCAACUUUCAGGCGGACAAAAACAGAGAAUUGCGAUUGCCAGAGCUCUUGUUAGAAAUCCAAAAAUUCUUCUUCUUGAUGAAGCAACUAGCGCAUUGGAUACAGAAAGCGAGCGAAUGGUGCAAGCAGCCCUUGAUAAGGCCUCGAAAGGAAGAACUACAUUAUGCAUUGCUCACCGACUGAGCACUGUGCGAAAUGCCAGCAAGAUUCUUGUCUUUGACCAAGGACUUAUUGUUGAGCAAGGAUCUCAUCAUGAAUUAAUGGAACUCAAUGGAAUCUAUCGAUCGAUGGUGAAAGCACAGGAAAUUGAGCAGGCCCAGGAAGAUACGACACUUGAUGAUGGGGAGGAUGAAGAUGUUCAUAUGCUAUCACACCGCGACGCCGUCACGUCAGAUGAAGAGCGUGAAAAGAAUGAGAGUCUGGCACGGGACUCGAACCGAUUACGACAGAGUAUGAUCAGCACCGAAUCGCAAGUGCCUGAAUGGGAAAUCGAGAGCGCCAGAGAAGAAAUGAUUGAUGAAGGUGGAAUGGAAGCUUCACUUAUUGAUAUUUUCAAAUACGCCAGACCGGAAAUGAAAAUGGUUUUCAUUGCGGUAGCUUUAACAAUUGUGCGGGGAUUAACAUGGCCGGUAUUUUCAAUUAUUUACGGACGACUUUUCAAAAUCUUGUCAAAUGGAGGAGACGACCUGUCGUCGCGAGCCCUGUUAAACUCACUAUGGUUCCUUCUUCUUGCAAUUGUUUCAGGACUCAGCACUUAUUUCUCGGGAUCGCUUCUUGGAAAAUGUGGUGAGACAAUGAGUGGAAGAUUGAGAAUGGAUGUGUUUAGAAAUAUCAUGCAACAAGACGCUAGUUAUUUCGAUGAUCCAAAGCAUAAUGUCGGUACAUUGACAUCAAGACUUGCCACUGAUGCGCCAAAUGUCCAAGCGGCUAUUGACCAACGAUUGGCUGAAGUUCUGACAGGUCUGACAUCGCUGUUCUGUGGUGUUGCUGUGGCGUUCUACUUUGGAUGGAACAUGGCUCCAAUUGGAUUAGCUACCGCUCUUCUUCUUGUCAUUAUGCAAAGUUCAGUCGCACAAUAUUUGAAGUUCCGCGGGCAAGCUGAUAUGGACUCGGCGAUAGAAGCAUCUAGAAUUGUGACUGAAUCGAUAUCCAACUGGAAGACAAUUCAAGCUUUAACUAAGCAAGAGUACAUGUUCGAAGCAUUCCGCGCGGCAUCCGUCAACCCACACAGACGAGCAAUUAUCAGAGGUCUUUGGCAAUCACUCUCUUAUGCACUCUCGGGAAGCUUCGUUCUUUUCAAUUUUGCAAUUGCUUACAUGUUUGGACAUUGGCUCAUCAGUAACAAUUGGAGUACCCCCUUCACCGUUUUCCAGGUUAUCGAAGCAUUGAAUAUGGCUUCGAUGAGCGUUAUGAUGGCGGCGUCUUACUUCCCAGAAUACGUGAGAGCAAGAAUUUCGGCUGGUAUCAUGUUCACAAUGAUUCGCCAGAAAUCAAUUAUUGACAAUCGCGGUAUCACUGGAGACACUCCCGAAAUCAAGGGAAAUAUCUUCAUGCGCGGAGUGUAUUUCGCAUAUCCAAAUCGAAAACGCGCCCUUGUUCUCGACGGAUUUAAUAUGGCUGCCAACUUUGGUCAAACUGUUGCAUUAGUUGGUCCAUCGGGUUGUGGCAAAAGUACCACAAUUCAGUUAAUUGAACGUUACUACGAUGCUUUAUGCGGAACUGUGAAAAUCGAUGACCAUGAUAUUCGAGACAUUUCUGUAAAGCAUCUCCGUGACAAUAUUGCCCUUGUUGGGCAAGAACCAACAUUGUUCAAUUUAACAAUAAGGGAAAACAUAACAUACGGCUUGGAGAACAUACCUCAGGAAAGAGUUGAACAGGCAGCGAUUCUUGCCAACAUUCAUACAUUCAUUGUCGGUCUCCCGGAAGGCUAUAAUACAAACGUAGGACCAAACGGCGGUCGACUUUCUGGAGGUCAAAAACAGAGAAUCUCAAUUGCCAGAGCUAUUGUUCGAAAUCCCAAAAUUCUACUACUUGACGAAGCGACAAGCGCAUUGGACACCGAAUCCGAGAAAAUAGUUCAGGAAGCUCUUGAUAAGGCGAGACUUGGAAGAACGUGUCUUGUUAUUGCUCAUCGAUUAUCAACUAUUCAAAACGCUGACAAAAUCAUUGUGGUCAAAAAUGGCAAAGUAAUCGAGGAAGGAACGCAUCAAACUCUUCUUGCACGACGCGGGCUUUAUUUCCGUCUUGUCGAGAAACAAUCGAAUUAA